AUGCAAGAACUUAAAAGAUCUUUAGAUGCAAAAGGUCACUGUGUCCUUGAGAUGCCAUCAGGUACAGGAAAGACUGUAUCAUUGCUAUCACUCAUUAUUUCUUACCAAAAAGCCCAUCCAUUGGACACAUCAAAAUUAAUUUACUGUUCAAGAACAGUACCAGAGAUUGAAAAGGUAAUUCUCUUAUUGACGUUUUUAAAACCACUUUAACAAAAUUCAUAUUACAAUGAUUUUAUUUAGACAAACAUAAAAAAAGUUACUAAAUAUCAAAUUAUGUUUAUAAUCCUGCAAGUUAACAGCAUCCCAAUAUUUAUCAUAAUAUAUGUUAAACUGCAUAUGCUUUUGUUAUGUUUAAGACAAGUGUGGCUGUCAUUGUGUUCUUGGUAUUUAUUGUAUACAUUAUAGGAGUUUGACAGUCAUGGUAGAGAGGUACCAAUACCAUCUGGAAUUUACAGCAUUGAUGAUAUGAAAGACUAUGGUAGAGAACAUAAGUGGUGUCCAUACUAUCUGGCCAGAUAUUCUUUAUUACAUGCCAACGUGAUUGUCUACAGUUAUCAUUAUUUACUUGAUCCAAAGAUUGCUGACAUUGUAUCAAAAGAAUUUUCGAAAAAAUGUGUAAUAAUUUUUGAUGAAGCGCACAACAUAGAUAAUGUGUGCAUCGAUUCACUCAGUGUUAAUAUUACAAGAAGAAUUAUAGACAGAUGUCAAACUAAUUUAGAUUCUUUGAAAACAGAGAUAAAUAAAAUUAAAGAGAAGGAUGCUAAUCGCCUACGAGAAGAGUACAACAGACUUGUUGAAGGUCUGAGGGAAGCUAAUGUUGCCAGGGAAACUGAUGUGCAAUUAGCUAAUCCUGUAUUACCUGAUGAAAUAUUACAAGAAGCAGUACCAGGAAAUAUUCGAAACGCAGAACACUUUGUUGGAUUUAUGAAACGUUUCAGUGAAUACAUAAAAAUGCGAUUGAGGGUGCAACAUGUUGUAUCAGAAAGUCCGCCAUCUUUCCUCAAGGAUAUCUAUAGCAAAGUUUGCAUCGAAAGGAAGCCCCUCAGGUUUUGUGCUGAGAGGUUACAUUCGCUACUGAGGACCCUAGAAUUAGCAGAAUUACAUGAUUAUUCAGCCGUGACAUUAGUUGCUAAUUUUGCAACACUUGUGAGUACAUAUGCAAGAGGUUUCAGUUUAAUCAUUGAGCCGUUUGAUGACAGGACCCCAACCAUUCCAAAUCCAAUACUUCAUUUCACAUGUAUGGAUGCUUCCAUAGCUAUUAAACCAGUGUUUGACAGAUUUCAAACUGGUAUCACAUCAGGAACACUGUCACCAUUGGAUAUGUAUCCCAAGAUAUUGGAUUUUCGACCUGUAACCAUCUCAUUUACAAUGACAUUGGCCAGGAAUUGCAUAUGUCCUAUGAUUAUUGGGAGAGGCAAUGACCAGGUUGCGAUGACUUCAAAAUUUGACAGCCGGCAAGACAUUGCUGUUAUUCGUAACUAUGGUAACCUAUUAGUGGAAAUGUCUUACAUAGUGCCAGAUGGAAUUGUAUGUUUCUUCACAAGUUAUGUUUAUAUGGAAUCCAUUGUAGCUUCAUGGUAUGAGCAAGGAAUUAUUGAUAAUAUCCAGAAAAAUAAACUAUUAUUUAUUGAAACUCAAGAUGCAGCUGAGACCAGUGUUGCAUUACAUCAUUAUCAAAAGGCUUGUGAGAAUGGUAGAGGUGCUGUGUUACUCUCUGUUGCUAGGGGAAAAGUGUCAGAAGGAAUUGAUUUUGACCACCACCUUGGGAGAGCUGUGAUCAUGUUUGGUAUUCCAUAUGUAUACACACAAAGCAGGAUUCUCAAGGCACGUUUGGAGUAUUUACGAGAUCAGUAUCAGAUAAGAGAGAAUGAUUUCCUGACUUUUGAUGCCAUGAGGCAUGCAGCACAGUGUGUUGGUAGAGUCAUGCGAGGGAAAACAGAUUAUGGUAUUAUGGUAUUUGCUGAUAAAAGGUUUUCCAGAGCUGAUAAACGUGGCAAACUACCGAGAUGGAUUCAAGAAUACCUGAAGGACACUGUGUCAAACCUUUCAACUGAUGAAGCUAUACAGAUUGCAAAGAAGUUUUUACGGAUAAUGGCCCAACCAUUCAGACGAGAAGAUCAACUUGGUUUAUCUUUGCUGACCUUAGAUCAAUUACAGUCGGAAGAGAUGCAGAAAAAGAUAGAAAAGACGUCCCAUCAGCAAUGA
Molecule: messenger RNA, 2205 nt
Organism: Saccoglossus kowalevskii
Lineage: Eukaryota; Metazoa; Hemichordata; Enteropneusta; Harrimaniidae
Product: general transcription and DNA repair factor IIH helicase subunit XPD-like
Biological process (GO): transcription by RNA polymerase II; positive regulation of mitotic recombination; nucleotide-excision repair
Cellular component (GO): nucleus
Molecular function (GO): ATP binding; DNA helicase activity; hydrolase activity, acting on acid anhydrides, in phosphorus-containing anhydrides
Source: RefSeq, a predicted model, not a curated record